GUAAAGUGAAGGAGAUCUACUGGGUAGUUUAUUUUCCCUCCAUGGCCUCCAAAGUGGGACGCAGUUUGGAGCCGCCAGAAACCCUGGGUGGCGGAGGCUGGACCAGACUCGACUUCCCUCCUUCUGCACCAAAGGGAGUUGCCACCGCCUGGUUUAUUAACCGCCGCGGUUCCAGAAAGCUGACUCUGAUCUGGAUUACAUUCAAUACAGGCUGGAAUAUGAAAUCAAGGCUAAUCAUCCCGAUUCAGCAGGCGAGAAAAAUCCAGUUACACUCUUAAAGGAAUUGUCAGCAAUAAAGUCUCGGUAUCAAACGUUGUAUGCACGCUUUAAACCAAUUGCUGUCGAGCAGAAAGAGACUAAGAACUGCAUUUGUGCUACUUUCAAUAAGACUAUGACCAUGAUACAAGAACUACAAAAGCAAACAGA
Molecule: messenger RNA, 426 nt
Organism: Pteropus alecto (black flying fox)
Lineage: Eukaryota; Metazoa; Chordata; Mammalia; Chiroptera; Pteropodidae
Gene: SKA2
Product: spindle and kinetochore associated complex subunit 2
Exons: 3
Coding region: 42-278 (78 amino acids)
Source: RefSeq, a predicted model, not a curated record